This is a messenger RNA of Parasteatoda tepidariorum (common house spider), 991 nucleotides long. Lineage: Eukaryota; Metazoa; Arthropoda; Arachnida; Araneae; Theridiidae. The record is from RefSeq and is a predicted model, not a curated record.
GCUUCAAGGGGAAAAUGUUGAUGAUUCGUCGCGUCAGCAAUCUCUUAUUUCAAAUGUUGAUAAUUCAAGGGCUUUGAAAAAUACGUUUCCGACUAUUAAUGCUGCCGAAUUUAAUGCUCAAACUUUAUCCCUAAUAAGUAAAAAUACUCGUCAUUCAAAUAAAAGUGGUAUUUUGCCAACAUUUGAGGUAUUUAUUAGGAGUUCAAAAACUCGUACUCUUAUUAAAGCUAAGUGUAUUUUAGACAGUGGUUCAACUUCUAACGUUUUAACCGAAGCGCUUGCUAAUGCAUUAGAGGUCCCAUUGCGAAAAAUAAACAACCCCAUUGCAGGGUUAGGUAAUAAUAAAACUGCUGUAAAAAGGAAAUUACAGGCUGAUAUUACUAACAGGGAUGGGACUUAUUUUAAAACAUUAGAUUUCUUAGUUGUGAAAAAGAUAACAGAUUUUAUUCCAACUGCACCAUUAUCAUUAAAUAAAUUUGAGUUACCUAAAAGCAUACAUUUAGCAGAACCUAAUAUUUUCGCAAAUUCAGCUAACGUAGACAUGCUCAUAGGAGCGGAAGCAUUGUUUGAAAUUAUGAGGACAGGCGAUAUUAACAUACCAGGUACUGAAAUAGUUUUAAGAAAUUCUGUUUUUGGGUUUAUCUUUACGGGAGCAAUAGGUACAAAUAGUCAGGAUAAAGCUAAAGACUUCUGUGGGUUAAUCAGCCAAUCUACUAACACUUUAGAGCAAACCCUGAGAAAGUUUUGGGAAGUUGAGGAUAGCUUAAGCUCAAAAGAGCAUUACAUGAGCCUAGAAGAUAAUUUAUGCGAGCUGCAUUAUCAAAAUACGCUCAAGAGAGACAACACUGGUAGAUACAUAGUUCAAAUGCCAAUCAAAGAUCUCCAUAAGCUGGGAGAAUCCAAACAUUUAGCAGAGCAAAAACUUAAUCAGCUUUGGAGAUGGCUUUCUAAAAAUGACACUAUGAGGAGUCAUUAUAUUAAAUUCAUGUAA